CUAAUAAAAAACUCGUCACAAGUAUUAAAACUGGACAGAUAUAUAUUAUUUAAUUCAUUUGAAUGAAGUGGUCUAGUCCACUGUCUUUCCGGACUCCGGAGCUGUCAAACGCUUUGGAAGAGGGGGAGGGUGAACAUGGCGUCUGAGCAGGAGAGUUCUAAUGGGCCUGUGAAGAGGUCCAUGAGGGAGAAGGCCAUGGAACGGAGGACCACCAACAAGGAGCACAACAGCAACUUCAAGGCGGGCUAUGUGCCCAUUGAGGAGGAGCGCCUGCACAAGACAGGCCUGAGAGGACGCAAGGGCAACAUGGCUGUUUGCAUCAUAGUCCUGCUCUUCUUGCUGGCUCUCAUCAACCUCAUUAUCACUCUAGUGAUAUGGACAGUGAUCCGCAUCGGGCCCAGUGGUUGUGACAGUAUAGAGUUCCAUGAGAGUGGGCUGCUGCGUUUCAAGCAGAAGGCAGACAUGGGCGUGGUCCACCCACUACACAAGAGCACUGUGGGGGGCAGGAAGGACCAGGACCUGGUUAUCACCGGCAACAACAACCCGGUGGUGUUUCAGCAGGGCUCCACUAAGCUCAGUGUUGAGAAAGAGAAGACAUCCAUCACCAGUGACAUGGGCAUAUCCUUCACUGACCCCCGCACUCAGAACACCUUCUUCAGCACUGACUUUGAAAACCACGAGUUCCACCUGCCGAAAGGAGUCAAAGUACUCAGUGUGAAGAAAGCCUCCACAGAAAGGAUCACCAGCAAUGCUUCCUCUGACUUGUCCAUCAAAGGGGACAGCAAGGCCAUCAUCCGCGGCAAUGAGGGGGUCUUCAUCAUGGGCAAGACGGUGGAGUUCAGGAUGGGAGGGGACAUCGAGCUCAGAGCUGAGAACAGUAUUGUUCUGAACGGGUCGGUGAUGGUGAGCGUCAGUCGCAUGCAAAACUCCUCAGUGGGGGCCAACGUGUAUUUCGACGAAGGUCUGUUGAGGUACAAGCUGUGUAUGUGUGCAGACGGCACUCUGUUCCGUGUCCAGGUGAAGUAUCAGAACAUGGGCUGCCAGACCUCAGACAACCCCUGUGGAACGGCCCACUAAAGAGACUGGAAGACAAACUGAUGUUACACCAUCCAUCCUGUCCUACAAUUAACAGAUGGUCAAGUAUGGCCAGCCAAUGUUGAAAUACCCUAUACUGCAUACACAUUCAAAAUGUAACACCCAGAAACACUCUCUUUUUUUAUGGUGGCCUUUUUGUUUGUCUGCAUAUCCGCUUGGCCAAAGAUAAGAGCUACAUACUGUAUUAUCAUUUUGUUUUGUUUAGACUUAGAGCAGCACACUAUAUGAGGUAACAACAGACACAGCACUCUACCAAGCAGUCCAGUAUUAUUACCGGUGUUCUGGGUAUUUAUAUUGAUAAUGAUUUGCUUAUGUAUAUUUCCACUGGCAGCUGUGUGUGACUCGAGUACAAGUCACCCUGUAUUAGGCAUCAGCCACUGAUCACUUAGCCACUAUAUUUAUGUUUUGAUUAUGGUUAGUUAAGGAGUAAUGAGUUGGAGUUAGUGGGAUAUGUGCAAGGGUUAACACUUAAAAUAGGAAACAUAAUUUUAGCUUAAAAUAGGAAACAUACUUUUAGUGCGCCCUACAUUGCUAUCUACAGUGCAUUCGAAAAUUCUUCAACAUUAUGUUAUGUUACAACCAAUUAAAAUUAAAAAACAGAAAUACCUCA
Messenger RNA from Oncorhynchus mykiss (rainbow trout), 1705 nucleotides. Its product is annotated as beta-sarcoglycan-like. Gene Ontology annotation, cellular component: sarcoglycan complex; sarcolemma. Gene Ontology annotation, biological process: muscle organ development. Lineage: Eukaryota; Metazoa; Chordata; Actinopteri; Salmoniformes; Salmonidae. The record is from RefSeq and is a predicted model, not a curated record.